Molecule: messenger RNA, 1360 nt
Organism: Spodoptera litura
Lineage: Eukaryota; Metazoa; Arthropoda; Insecta; Lepidoptera; Noctuidae
Source: RefSeq, a predicted model, not a curated record
CGAUAUAGAUAACAUUAGUUGACGCUCACAAAAUCAGUGCGCCUUUAACAAUUUUCAAGAUGGCGGCUUCCUUCAAAUUGUCCAUUUGUUUUUUGUUUUCUUUAUUCUGUUUUGUUUAUAACGAUUCUACUAUUUUAUGUGAAGUUGGAUUCUGUAGGACGUACCUCCACGAGACAGGCUGCACUACACCUCCGAUACACUGCACAGUCAACAAUGCGACCCACCAGGGAAUCAACCUCCUUUCACCUACUGUUUGCAACUGCUGCGAUUAUUGCAUGCCGUUAUAUGGAGAAGGAGAACAUUGCUCCAGAGGAGGACCAGGUACAGGCACCACGGUCGGCAGAUGUGGAGAUGGACUGUACUGCCAGCAGGGAGAAGAAGACGAUGUCUGCGUGAGAAUGAAAUCAGAUUGCCAUACUGCACAAGAUAAAUAUGAUGAGCGAGAGCGCAAUGGGGAGCUAGGAGCUAUGGAAGCGAGGCCGCGCUGUGACGGGAAGGGCAAGUUUUACAAGUUCGAGUGUGUUCCAGCACAAACUUGCUUCUGUCAGUCAGAUGAUGGUAGAAGACUGUUUGGUGAAGUGCUAAAUCUUGGAGUAAUUACAGAGAAGAGUAUGCACUGCGGAUGCUCCCGAUUCCACGAUCUUAUGAGGUCAAUAAUCGGCAAAAGUGUGCCAGCCCCGGUUGUGGGUCCACGCUGCACUACAGACGGCAACUUCUUCCCAAUUCGGUGCAUCAAUAAUAUUUGCUAUUGCGUUGAUAAAGUCACAGGAAUCAUCGAAAAAGACAGCCCUACUAUCGACCUGGAGAGACAGAGCAUUACUCAACUGCCUUGCUAUGACAAGGACUUAGACUUGUUUGCGGAGUUCGACCAGGAACACCCGUCGACCUUCCAAUCACCAUGUCUGUUAAAUCAAGAGCGGAUCGCGGAGGAAAUCCUCGAUUCAGAAGAGGAUGAAUUUGACCUUGACUAUUUCGGAGGCUUCCCUGAAUGUCUUCCAGACUGGACUUAUGGAAGAAUCGCAGUGAAUAGUGCUGGACAGAAAGUCUGCAUAGACGAACGCGGAAGACAAAUUGAGAACUACCAUGCUGACAGGAAAACUGAUCCCGCCUCCUUUAAUAAUAUGGACUGUAAAUGUGCACAGACUACAAAUAUUAUGGGAGAUUUACCUGAGAAGCCGAUUUGUUGUAAGAACGGUAAUUUUAGGAGGAUACAGUGUCGCAGAGGUAUGUGCCGCUGUGUCGACUCUGAUGGAAAACAGACUGAGAAAGAAAUGGCCGAUGUUACGAAGUUAUCUUGCUACACAUCUGAUUGGAAGACUUGUUAAAAUAUAUUAAAUAAAAAUGUAUUUUAAGAAGAUUA